UCCAUGUUUCCACGAUGGCAAAGCAGAUGCUGAAAGUUCAGUCGCAUUUCUCCACGUUAUCGUUCUUCUUAUAUCAUUUUUAGUUGUUAUACCAGAGGACAAACAUGGGUAUUUUAGAGAAAAUCCAAGAGAUAGAGCGGGAAAUAUCCCGUACCCAGAAAAACAAAGCCACGGAGUACCAUCUGGGGUUACUGAAAGCAAAGUUGGCAAAGUAUAGACAACAACUCAUAGAACCCACGGGGAAGUCCGGAGCAAAGGGAGAGGGAUUUGAUGUUAUGAAAUCAGGAGAUGCAAGAGUUGCAUUGAUUGGAUUCCCCUCUGUAGGAAAGUCUACACUACUGAAUACACUGACAUCUACACACAGUGAAUCUGCUUCAUAUGAAUUUACAACACUUACAUGUAUACCAGGUGUUAUAGAGUACAAUGGUGCUAAUAUCCAGUUGCUUGAUUUACCUGGUAUCAUAGAAGGAGCUGCAGCAGGUAAGGGUCGAGGACGUCAAGUUAUCGCUGUUGCCAGAACAGCUGAUGUUGUUAUCAUGAUGUUGGAUGCUACAAAAAAAGAAAUUCAGAGAGAACUUCUGACAAAAGAGUUGGAAAGUGUUGGAAUCAGACUCAAUAAACGAAAACCAAAUAUCUAUUUCAAGCAAAAGAAAGGAGGGGGGAUAUCAUUCAACUCUACUUUACCACUGACAAAGUGUAAUGAAAAAAUGGUGCAGAUGAUUCUUCAUGAAUGGAAAAUAUUCAAUGCUGAAGUUUUGUUCCGAGAAGAUUGCACGUCUGAUGAAUUUGUGGAUGUCAUACUUGGUAGUAGAGUGUACCUAGAAUGUAUCUAUGUUUAUAACAAGAUUGAUCAGAUUUCUAUAGAAGAAGUUGAUAGAUUAGCUAGGAUGCCUGACACUGUUGUUGUGAGUUGCAAUGUGAAAUUGAACCUUGAUUACUUGCUGGAGAAAGUUUGGGAAUAUCUGGCCUUGGUACGAGUUUACACAAAGAAACGUGGAGGUAGGCCUGAUUUUGAAGGAGGACUGAUCUUGAGGCGAGGGUGUACUGUUGAACAUGUGUGCCAUACGAUACACAGGACGAUUGUAAACACAUUCAAGUAUGCCUUAGUUUGGGGAACAAGCGUCAAAUACAGUCCCCAGCGUGUUGGUUUAAACCACCUGAUGAACCACGAUGAUGUCAUUCAAAUUGUGAAAAAGUAGCAUUUGUCUUUGAUCCCAGAAUUUACCCAUUUUCUUUUGCUGAAUCCUGUCGCGGUGUUACUUGUCACGUCGGGAACACGGGGUGACAGGCUUCUAUAUAAAUAUCCAAUAGAACCAGACCAAAACCAUGGAAUUCUUGAGAAGGACUGUAUACUUGCCAACCUGUUAGCAGUGAAGUCUGAUUUAUGUAGUAAGAGGUUUAAUGUGAAGGUGGAUGACAUUCACUUCAUUGGCUACCCCAUGUUAUUUGACCCCUGUACAAGUCAGGCUACAAGCAAAUCAUCACAUCAGAUCAUUUCUUUCAGCAUUAUUUUAGCUCUCAAGACACACCUAAAUCUGUCUGUGAUAAAUUGCUACCAUGACUUGAUGAAGCAACUGACUGUAGCCGUACACUAUGAGGAGCGACGGCGACAUUAUCUCUCCCAGCAGGCAAAGAUUAUGUUGGGCGUCCAUGAUGAGGUCGCAGCCAUGCCUGAGGAAGAUUCUUCAGAGUCACCAUUUUCUGUAAUAUUGAAGAGGAGCCCGUUGGCUCAGGAUCUGAAAUCAAUGUUUGAAAGUCUAUGCGACACCGGUGUGGUCAAGUUACUGGUCAAUAACUUUAUACUUGUGAGCUUCUGUUUACCACACAAGAUACACAGACAGCCCUGGGCCUCCAGAAAUCUGUUUAUUGAGCCAGGGAAGAUUCAACAUUGCCUGGAGAUGUUGAGACCUUAUCAUGGAAUUCUGUUGUUGACUGACAAGCAGAGCCUGCAGGAGUUCCUUCCCUUAGAUGGAACUCAAUCCCUCAACAGACUGAUAACAGUCACAAACCCUCUAAAGAGUCUGCAGACCUUGGCCUUGGAGGCUGACCUCAAUCUGUCCCAGGUGUUCCAGAUGGUCACCCAUUUAGUGUACUGGGCCAAGGCAACAGUCAUAUUUCCUGUGUGUGGCACCAAUGUCUACGUUCUAUCUCCGACUGUUGUCUUAAAUUCAAGUUUAAAUGAAAAAUUUGCAGCAACAUUUCUAGACAAAUCACUCUCAGUUGAGUUGUCUAGAUUCUCUUAUCCUGUUCAGCUACGAGACACUAGAGAUAUAUUGGAUCAUCCAAAAAAUCAGGAGGAGAAAGUACAGAUAGUGCUGUGGCUUCUGCAACAUAGACUGAUCUUUCAGCAACAUACAUACACGUUCUUUGUGCCACGUAUAUCAAGAAGGAAGAAGACAUCAGAAGAUGUGAGCCGUAUCAUGCCUAUAUUACCAGAAGAGGAGAGUUUGGCCUUUGAAAAUCGCACUGAAAUGCAACAAGCUUCCAGUAUAUCAGAUGUGGCAUCAGUCAACAGUGAUGAAAGUGUGAGCUUAGGAUCAAACUCAAUCAACGCAAUGUUUUCUAAGUCGCCUUCCUCAGAGAUAGCCAGCGACAGUUCACAGGUUUCAGAGGACAUGAGGGCUGUUUAUAGAAACAGCCAAGAUGGACUGUCACAUUUAUCCAAAGAAGAGAAAGAGUGUGUUUUAAGUGUUUCUGCUGCCAAAAACCCAGAUGAUUUGAAACUAUUUUCAAGGUUGUGUUCAUACUUCAAUGGAAAGCACCAUUUAGAAGAGAUCAUGUACUAUGAAAAUCUUCAUCGAGCCCACUUAGUGACAUUACUAGACAAAUUUAGGGAUGUUCUCAUCAUGUGCCAAUACCAGGACCCAGCCACAGCUUUGGGGAUCAGAUGAUACCUGUCAAAUAUGAUAUUGUGCAUUAUUAAACCAUUCUCACUUC
Molecule: messenger RNA, 2937 nt
Organism: Ylistrum balloti
Lineage: Eukaryota; Metazoa; Mollusca; Bivalvia; Pectinida; Pectinidae
Product: GATOR complex protein NPRL3-like
Exons: 28
Biological process (GO): negative regulation of TOR signaling; cytoplasmic translation
Cellular component (GO): cytoplasm
Molecular function (GO): GTP binding; GTPase activity
Source: RefSeq, a predicted model, not a curated record